Chanos chanos (milkfish) is the source of this 528-nucleotide messenger RNA. It is a transcript of the gene b9d2, whose product is annotated as B9 domain containing 2. Gene Ontology annotation, cellular component: MKS complex. The record is from RefSeq and is a predicted model, not a curated record. Gene Ontology annotation, biological process: cilium assembly. NCBI's taxonomy places the organism in Eukaryota, Metazoa, Chordata, Actinopteri, Gonorynchiformes, Chanidae. The transcript has 3 exons. The coding region runs from base 1 to 528 and encodes 175 amino acids.
AUGGCCGAGCUGCAUAUCAUAGGCCAGAUUGUUGGGGCCAGUGGUUUUCCUCAGAGCAGUCUUUUCUGCAAGUGGGGCAUCCAUACAGGAGGGGCAUGGAGACUUCUCUCUGGUGUGAAGGAGGGACAGACUCAAGUCGAUUUACCUGAGAUGGGGGACAUGGCAUUCUGGAGUCAUCCUGUUGACCUACAUUACACCACGAAAGGCAUUCAAGGUUGGCCGAAGUUCCAUCUCCAGGUUUGGCAUCAGGAUUCGUUUGGACGUUGCCAGCUCUAUGGUUAUGGUUACUGUCAUGUGCCUUCCAGCCCAGGACAGCAUCGCUUGCAGUGUGUCACUUGGCGGCCACUGGGGUCUUGGCAGGAGCAACUUGCUCAGGAGUUUGUCGGUGGAGGUUCCCAGCUGCGUUUUCCAGACUUAAUUUAUAGUGGAGCAGAUCGAUACAGGUUGCACACGGUUGCCAUGGGAAUAGUGGAACUGGAGCUUUGCAUCAUUCUAAGGCACUUUGACAAAUAUGGCAUAGAGAGCUGA